Histoplasma mississippiense is the source of this 1842-nucleotide messenger RNA. RefSeq lists its product with no specific name. NCBI's taxonomy places the organism in Eukaryota, Fungi, Ascomycota, Eurotiomycetes, Onygenales, Ajellomycetaceae. Gene Ontology annotation, cellular component: nucleus. The transcript is spliced from 4 exons. The coding region runs from base 1 to 1842 and encodes 613 amino acids. Gene Ontology annotation, molecular function: DNA binding. The record is from RefSeq and is a predicted model, not a curated record.
AUGCCUAAAUCUUCUAAUUACACUGAGGAGCAGUUGCAAAGAGCUGUUGACGCGUACAAAAGCAAUUCAAAAUUAAAAAUCACAUCUCUGUCGCGAGAAUUCAAAGUCCCAUAUGCCACCUUGUAUGGGAGGAUCAACGGGAAGAAAUCAAGGACUAUGAGGGUUCCACUGAAUAGAGCAUUGAAUGACAGCCAGGAGGAGGCAAUUAAGAUAUGGAUUCAUCAGUUGGAUAUUAAUUUUUGCCCGCCCACCAUCGAGCAUAUCGAAGCCGCCGCGAACCGCAUGUUGAGACAGCAUCAUACAGAUCCAGAGACCGCACCUCCCACAGUAAGCAAGAUGUGGGCAUAUCGAUUCAUCAAACACCUGCCAGAUUACGAACGGGUCAAGCAAAAGCCCAUGAAUCCAAAACGGGUGUCUUGCGAGGAUAUAAGCUUCAUUAUCAACUGGUUUGAUCGAUAUGAAGCUGUCUUCAAUCAAUAUCACUUUUUCCCCUGCGAUAUCUACAACUUUGAUGAGAUUGGAUUUCAAGAAGGAGAAGGACGUGGACAGUGGGUUAUAACCGCCUUUAGAGACACAAAUUCCGUCAUACAGUCAUCAUACUCCCGCGGGUUAAUAACAGUGGUGGAGUGUGUCAGUGCAGAUGGCACAGUAUUGGAUCCAUUGAUUAUAAUGAAAUCGAAGGUCCAUCUAGAGGAUUGGUAUACACACUCCAACUUACCUGACAACUACACCAUCACCGCAUCCGAGUCUGGCUUUAUAAAUGAUGAGAUUGGAUUUGAAUGGAUCAAGCGGUUCAAUAAGAUGACAAAAAAGCGUCAAAUGGGCAGUCAUCGACUGCUAUUAAUGGACAAUCAUGGUUCUCAUCUCACAGAAGAAUUCAUCCAAUACUGCGACCUCCAUAAGAUUAUUCUAUUCGGAUUCCCAUCUCAUACAAGUCAUAUUCUACAACCUCUUGAUGGCGUACCUUUUCAGCAGUAUAAGCAUUAUCAUACAAAGGCAGUUAAUGAGGCCGCCCGCUACGGAUAUGAGCAGUAUGGUGGCAGACAAUUCCUUGCUAAUCUGGAGAGCGUCCGACUGCAAGCAUUCAAACCUGGCACUGUGAGAGCUGGCUUUGCCGACCGCGGAAUGUAUCCAGUUAAUCGCGAUAUAAUUCUCAAUCGAUUGAGACCUCUUACCAUUGAUGAUGCCCCGGAUCUCAACAUAUACGAUGGCGAUGGUGAUGUAUGCAAUCACUUUACCCCGCCGCCUGCAGAUCGACCGUCAACUGCCUCUUUGCAAUUAACCUCCCCAGAGACAGUUGCAAAACUACAUCGCCAAAUCGAUGCAGCAGCCAAGGCCUUACAAGAUGUGAAGGAUACCCUUACACCUGGUUUGACAAGGCGGUUGGACAAGAUCUUCAAGGGUAGCAUGGUCCAGGCGGAAUUGAACGCGCACCGUGAGGGUGAACUUGCAGGUCAUUAUCGAGCAAAUAGACGUCGGGUCGUCAAAUCCUCCCGCAGGCAGGUGCAAGUAGGCGGAGUCCUCACUAUUAAGGAUGCCAAUCGCAAGAUCGCGACCCGUAGAGCAGAUGAGAUGAAAAAGACGUUCAAUAAGAAUCUUCGGUCGAUUGGAAUCAAACCUACAAAAUCUACAGCCACUCAACCACAACAAGAUAAUUCUAUAGAAUCUCAACCUACAGUGGAUUCUACACCUUCUAAUGAAUCACUAUAUUCAAAAUAUUUUCCGUACGCUGUGGUUUUCCGUACGCACGCUGGUACGCACACUGUGGCGCACUCACUAGAGAGAGUGUUUGACCGCGGUACACCACCACGGCUCAUGUAUUAUUUUAUCAUAUUUAUUUGA